Messenger RNA from Hippopotamus amphibius kiboko, 1539 nucleotides. RefSeq names its product nephrocan-like. The record is from RefSeq and is a predicted model, not a curated record. The transcript has 3 exons. NCBI's taxonomy places the organism in Eukaryota, Metazoa, Chordata, Mammalia, Artiodactyla, Hippopotamidae. Bases 1 to 1539 code for a protein of 512 amino acids. Gene Ontology annotation, molecular function: protein binding.
AUGCAUCUGCUUUACACUUUCCUUGUUUUGCUCUCAUCUAGCUAUAGUUUCCAUCCUAACUGUCCUGGAAGAUGCAGCUGUGAUUCAGAGCAGUCGGUGCAAUGUUACAGGCUGACGGAGGUACCAUCAGGUAUUCCUUCCACCACCAAGAAGCUCUACAUCAGCCAUAGCAAAAUUCAACACCUUCAGCUAUCUAACUUCACCCAAAUGUCGGCUCUAGAAGAUUUUAUUCUGCUGGCCAGUGGAACAGAGUCAGUAGAAAAUGACACUUUCAAAACUAUGAGUGCUUUGAAGACCUUGGAACUCUGGAAAAAUAAGUUAAGACGGGUCCCCAGUGCUCUCCCAGCCAGUCUUGAAGUGUUAAAACUAAACGAUAAUUCAAUAUAUGUCCUUCACGGAUCUGAUUUUGAAGGAUUGAAGAAAUUAAAAAUCUUUGAACUGAAAAACAACCUGAUCUCUUCUCUCUCUCCCAGCAUGCUCUCCUCCCUUGUCAGUUUGCAAAGCCUGGUGUUAGACAGCAACAAUAUUGAGUCUGUGGAUGGCCCACUGGCACUUCCCCAUCUGAAACAUCUGAGCAUGGAGAAUAAUAAGCUACACCUCAUACCAGCUAGCUUCUUCACUUCUCUGCAGUCUCUGCAAUUUCUCAGUUUCAGUAGUAACUUUCUGACUAAAAUUCCUAUCAACCUGCCGAAAUCCUUGCUCUCUUUAAAAAUGGAGAGAAACCGGCUCAAAGUGGUAAGGUUUCGAGAUAUGAAACACUUGGAAAAUCUUUCUCAUCUUUACCUGUCAGAAAACUCACUCUCUUCCAUCGAUGGGGCACAGUUCCUUGUCAAUUUAACUACUCUUGAGUUGUCCCAAAAUCAGCUUCAAAUGUUGCCCCUCAGACUACCAGCAAGGCUACAAAAGCUUGAUAUCAGCAAUAAUCUGAUUCAGAAAGUUACAGCAAAAGAUUUUCAGGACCUCCGAGAUUUGAAACAUUUGUUUCUGGACAACAACAUUGUCAGCUUGUUUGAAGCUGGAGCCUUGCAGAGGUGUUCCCAGCUCUCCAACCUGGCCCUGGAACAGAACCUACUCUUGUCUAUACCUCUACGGCUCCCAGCAACCUUAGCCAGGCUGGACCUAAAAGGCAAUGCCAUCCAGGAUAUUGCUGAGAGGGAGCUCAAGGAUCUGAAGCAGCUUCAGGUUCUAAACCUUAGGAACAACAAGAUCUCUGCCUUAGACCUCAAAGCCUUGGAGGUGCUGCCUCGCCUCAGGCACCUGUAUCUGGAUGGAAACCCAUGGAAUUGCACCUGCAGUCUCCUGAGAGCCAGGGAGGUCCUGAAGGCCAAGGGCACAGAUGUGUGGGGAGGACAAUGUGCAGCACCAGCCGAACAACAAGGGGAGAGCUGGAUGUCUUCCAAGAAGAUCAUGAGGCAAUGUGAGCAUCAUUUGCAUCUGACCGAGAAAAGCAAAGAGACCAAAAAGAAACCAAAGCCUGAAGAGCACUCCAGCAUCAGAAUCAACGUGGAUGAUGAUUAUUAUGAUUAUGAGAUAGACUAA